This is a messenger RNA of Magallana angulata, 2299 nucleotides long. RefSeq lists its product as uncharacterized. NCBI's taxonomy places the organism in Eukaryota, Metazoa, Mollusca, Bivalvia, Ostreida, Ostreidae. Bases 196 to 1794 code for a protein of 532 amino acids. The transcript is spliced from 2 exons. The record is from RefSeq and is a predicted model, not a curated record.
UCCAAUUUACAUCGACAUCAUCGAUCAGCGCAUAGAUCAAAUUCAUUUCGUUGUCAGACGUGUGGAAGAUGCUUUAAUAGACGAGAUAAUUAUUUACGUCACACGAGAAAUCAUCCAGAAAAUUCUGAUAAAGAGUCAUAUGCAUCUGUAAAGGUGACAAAUUCAAAGAACUCUGACAAUGGUGACAAAGAAAAUAUGUGCCCUAAUCAGUCGGGCAGUGGAAAGUCGUCGAACGAUAUAAAAGACAAUGAAGCUGAAGAGGUAAAAGAAGAUUGUAUUUCAGAAGAAGAAGCUAUAGAGGGUCAUUUAAAAAAAGUUUUCAUAGAAGCAACCGACAAAAGUAAGUACGAUCCCCUGGCAUUCCUGAAAAUGAAGGAAGAAACCAUUAGAUCGAUUUUAAGAAAGGAGCGUACCAAAAGGAAAAGAAUUAAAUUUUAUAUCACCCUACAAGUGCGAUUCACUAAGACAACAGGGGAUCAAGUAGAAAUUGCAGAACCUCAUUUCCACAGACGUUGCCAUAUACUGUUAAACAAUGAAGAUAUUGAGCCUACGUUGAGGGAGAGCAUCAUGAAAAUAUUUAACGCUUUUAUUGAAUAUCAACGAGAAGGCAGUAACUGGGUACUGGACAAGGUUCUGGGAGUGACGGUUCAUAUCGUACAAUAUAACCCAAUAAAAGGAUCCAGGUAUUUGUCACUACCAGCAAAACUCGCCAGCAAAAAAGCCAUUGUCAACGUUCAGAAUACCGAUCAAAAAUGUUUCAUGUGGUCGGUUUUAGCUGCUCUUUACCCAGUCACAAAUCAUCCCGAACGAGUCGUGAAUUAUGUGCAGCAUAUAGAAAAGCUAGACUUCUCAGGCAUUUCAUUUCCCGUCCGGGUCGGAGACAUUCCAAAAUUCGAAAAGAGAAACGGCAUAUCCAUCAAUGUAUUUGGAUAUGAAAAACGAGAUUUAUAUCCUCUUCAUCUGACAAGAGAAAGAGGAUUAAAGCAUGUAGAUCUCCUCGUUCUUAACAGAGGAGAUACCUCACACUACUGUUGGAUAAAAAGCAUCAACAGAUUACUGAAUGAUGGGCAAAAAGGAAAUCAACUGUAUCACUGUCAUUACUGUCUCCAUGGAUUUACUAAACAGCAGCUUUUAGAAAAACACGUUCCUUACUGUGAAGUACACGGUGCACAGCGGACCGAGAUGCCAACUAAAGAAGAUAAAUGGCUAGAGUUCAGCGAUGUCUCCAAACAACUUAAGGUUCCAUUUGUGAUCUAUGCCGACUUUGAAAGUAUUCUUGAGAGGCAUUAUGGCUGUCAACCGGAUCCUAGUAAAUCGUCCACUAUUAAGCUAGCAAAGCAUAUUCCCUCAGGAUUUACUUACAAAGUUGUCGGACUUUCAUCAAAUAUCACAAUGAAUCACGUGACAUACCGUGGUCAUGAUGCCGUUGAUAAGUUUAUUGACCAUAUGAUCAAAUUAGAAGACGAGCUUUUGGGGGUCCUACGCGAAUCAAAGCCUAUGGAUUUGUCUGAAGAGGAGACAAAAGCAUUCCAGGAAGCGACUAAGUGCCACAUCUGUAACAAAGAAUUAGGAGAAGAUACCGUUCGUGAUCACUGCUAUGUGACGGGAAAAUUUCGAGGCGCAGCUCACAGUAAUUGUAAUCUAAACCUUCGACUCAGAGAGAGAAUACCGGUAUUUUUUCAUAACCUGAAAGGAUAUGAUGCUCACCAUAUCAUGAAUGCCCUCGGCAAGUACAAGCACAAAAAGAUCAACUGCAUUCCUCAGAACCACGAGAAAUACAUUUCGUUUUCUUAAGGAAGAUUAGAUUUCGUCGACACGUUCCAAUUUUUGUCUACAUCUCUCGACAAACUAUCGUCAAAUUUAGCUAAAGAGGGUCUUCAUAAAUUUCCUCAUCUCCAAGCAUACGUAGCCAAUACCCACCCACGAAACGAGCAGACAAAGCUUCAAUUGUUAAGCAGAAAAGGAGUGUAUCCUUACCGCUACAUGAACUCAUUCAAAAAGUUUCAAGAAACGACACUUCCACCACAACAAGCUUUCUACAAUGAUCUUGACGGUAAAACUGUGUCUGAUCAAGACUAUUUGCAUGCACAAUGGGUUUGGGAUGUUUUCAACAUUCAGAAUUUAGGACAAUACCAUGAUCUGUACAUGGAAACCGACGUGCAUCUUUUAGCUGAUGUGUUUGAAAAUGUUCGUAAUCUCUGCUUAAACAUGUAUGGUCUCGAUGCGGCUCAUUUUUAUACGGCCCCAGGACUUGCAUGGCAGGCCGCUCUCAAGAUGACAGGUGUUCAACUUGAGCUUU